Penicillium brevicompactum is the source of this 7464-nucleotide messenger RNA. RefSeq names its product CAZyme family CE10. The coding region runs from base 1 to 7464 and encodes 2487 amino acids. The transcript has 5 exons. Gene Ontology annotation, biological process: fatty acid biosynthetic process; proteolysis; secondary metabolite biosynthetic process. The record is from RefSeq and is a predicted model, not a curated record. Gene Ontology annotation, molecular function: serine-type peptidase activity; fatty acid synthase activity; 3-oxoacyl-[acyl-carrier-protein] synthase activity. Lineage: Eukaryota; Fungi; Ascomycota; Eurotiomycetes; Eurotiales; Aspergillaceae.
AUGAAUUUCCACAAAGGGCAACCGAAGGAAGAUCUUCGGGUCCUCUUUGGACCACAAUGCCCGGACAUCACAGAUUCUAUCACUCACAUACGAGAUGCCAUAUCCAAAGAUCCCACAGGUUUGGGAUUUCUCACAAAUAUUCUCGACGAAUUACCCUCCUUAUGGCCAACAAUCGCCGGUGCCUGGCCAGCUUUGAAGAAUGUCGAAGGCGAGAAUCAACUGCUUGCACUCGGCCGCCUUUUUGAGCAUGAGAGUGAAGUCAGGGUAGAAGCUUCAAACCUCAUGAUGACCCCAAUAACUGUUAUGAGACACGUCGUUGAUUUCUGGAAUCUCCAAGAUGUUGCCACACAUCCAGCAUUCCCUUCAUCUUCAUUAUCUGAGACAGAAAUGCCAAGGAUAGUUGAUACUCAAGGAUUCUGCGUGGGUCUGCUUGCAGCAAUUGCGGUGGCUUGCUCUCGAAACACACAGGAGUUCCAAUAUGUGGCGUCAAACGCCAUACGCCUUUCUCUUUGCAUUGGAGCGCUAGUGGACUUGGAUGAGAUUUUGUGUGGCUCAACCACGUCACUGGCAGUCAGGUGGGAGUCCGUAGAGGACUUCAACCAUCUCGAAAAAAUCCUAAACAACAACACUGAAGGAUACACAUCAUGCUACACAGACGUCAAAAGUGUCACCAUCACUAUCCCCAAUGACAGCGCAGAACGAGUGAAGCAGGAGAUCCAUGAUCAUGGGCUGCGUACAAAGCAACUAUCCCUCCGAGGGCGAUUCCAUCAUGAGGCACACCGUGAGGGAAUCCAACACAUCAUGAAGUUAUGCAUGAAUGAUUCUCGUUUCAAGCUUCCUCGCAGUGAUGCCUUAUUAACUCCGCUUCGGUCAAGCCAGGGCGGGGAGAUAUUCCAACAAGAAGCAUUACUACACACUGUUGCACUGGACUCAAUUCUUUGUGCCAAAGCAAACUGGUACGACGUUGUCUCCGCUUUGAUCAACAGCACAGAAAUGACAGUUGAUCAAUCUCGCCUACUGUCUAUUGGACCCGAGGAGUUCGUUCCACGGUCUGCGAGGAGUAGGUCGGUGGCACGAAGAGAACUUGAGAGCUACGGAAUGCAAGGAUUUGCCAACGAAAGCCCACAGCCCUCCACGGCGUCCUUGUCAAACUCUGUGCAGACCUUCGACUCUCGUCCGCAGGCGGCUGAGGCGUCGCCCAUCGCCAUCACCGGCAUGGCAUGUCGGUAUCCCAACGCAGACACACUCGCUCAGCUGUGGGAGCUACUUGAGUUAGGUCGGUGCACAGUGAAGUCGCCCCCUGAGAGCCGAUUCCAUAUGUCCGACUUGCAACGCGAGCCCAAAGGCCCAUUCUGGGGUCACUUUCUGGAGCGCCCAGACGUCUUUGACCAUCGCUUUUUCAAUAUUUCGGCUCGGGAAGCCGAAUCCAUGGACCCCCAGCAGCGCGUCGCGCUGCAGGUAGCAUACGAAGCCAUGGAGUCUGCUGGAUACUUAGGAUGGCAGCCAAACAGGCUCUCACAGGAUAUUGGGUGUUACGUCGGUGUCGGAUCUGAAGAUUACACAGAGAAUGUGGCAUCAAGGAACGCUAAUGCGUUCUCGAUCACGGGAACCCUGCAGUCGUUCAUUGCAGGGCGGAUCAGCCAUCACUUCGGCUGGUCAGGCCCCUCAAUCAGCUUGGACACAGCGUGCUCAUCGGCGGCAGUAGCUAUUCAUCUGGCAUGCAAAGCUCUGCAAACAAACGAUUGCAAGAUCGCUUUGGCCGGUGGUGUGAAUGUUUUGACAAACCCCAGAGUGUACCAGAACCUGAGUGCUGCGUCUUUCCUGUCACCAAGCGGAGCGUGCAAGCCAUUUGACGCUUCCGCUGAUGGAUACUGCCGCGGAGAGGGCGCCGGGUUAUUCGUUCUGCGACCAUUGCAGGAUGCAAUUGACAACGGAGAUCCAAUUCUCGGUGUAAUCGCUGGAUCAGCUGUCAACCAGGGCUCCAACAAUUCACCAAUCACAGUCCCCGAUGCGGAAGCCCAACGGUCACUCUACAACAAGGCUAUGUCGCUCGCUGGAGUUUCUCCUGACGAAGUCACCUAUGUGGAAGCCCAUGGCACUGGCACCCAAGUCGGGGAUCCCAUUGAGCUGGACAGCCUUCGAAGAACGUUUGGUGGCCCUCACCGCAGAAACAACCUUCACAUCGGAUCGAUCAAGGGAAAUAUCGGGCAUACUGAGACAUCCUCUGGGGCCGCGGGUCUGCUGAAGACCAUCCUUAUGCUCCAACAACAACGCAUCCCGAGACAGGCAAACUUCAAUCAGUUAAAUCCCAAGGUCAAGUCUCUCACACCCGACCGGCUAGUGAUCGCUUCAGAGUCGACUGAGUGGGUGUCGACCAAACGAGUUGCCAUGGUCAGCAACUACGGAGCAUCGGGAAGCAACGCGGCGCUCAUAGUGAAGGAGCACGCACCCAUCGGCUCCGAGCAAAAUGGAACAGCCCCUGAGUAUAUCCAAAAUGUACCAAUCUUGGUCUCCGCUCGGUCUGAAGAAUCCCUCCGGGCUUACUGCGGUGCCCUUCGAGCGACUCUUUUGAGCCACCCACCAUCUGAAACUCUGGUGCAGAAGUUGGCAUACAACCUCGCGAUGAAGCAAAACCGGGACCUUCCACUCAAUCUCACAUUUUCAACUUCUUCGGACACAACCUCGCUGGGCGCCCGACUGGAGGCCAUUUCCACGGGCGCAUCUGCCGAUCUGAUUCAGAAGCGGCCUUCCAAUGAGCCCCCAGUUGUUUUGUGUUUCGGUGGUCAGAAUGGACUUACGGCAACCAUUUCGAAGGAAGUUUUCGACGCCUCCGCUCUUCUACGGACCCACCUCGAAGAUUGCGAGGAAGUGGGCCGCACGCUUGGCCUUCUCAGUCUUUUCCCAACUAUCUUCAGCUCAGCCCCAAUCACAAACAUCAUCCAUUUGCAUUUCAUACUCUUCUCUAUUCAGUAUGCUUCUGCAAAGGCAUGGCUGGACUCUGGACUUCGUGUCAGUCGCAUUGUGGGACACAGCUUUGGUCAGUUGACUGCGUUGUCUGUGGCGGGCAGCUUGAGCGUUCGCGAUGGCAUUCACCUAGUCACUGAGCGUGCUCGCCUCAUUGAAUCCAGCUGGGGCCCAGAAUCUGGGAUCAUGCUCGCCGUUGAAGGGACGGAGAUUGAGGUCCAACAGCUGCUAGACCAGACGGGUCAUAUCGCUGACGUUGCCUGCUACAAUGGGCCACGACAGCAAGUACUGGCAGGUACAGUGGAAUCUAUCGAGGCCAUUGAGAACGCCGCUGCUAGAACCCCGUCUGCAUCAAACUUGCGGUUGACUCGGCUGCAAAAUUCCCAUGCUUUCCAUUCUCGACUUGUCGAUAGCAUUGUGCCCGGCAUCAUGGAGGUGGCUGGGUCCCUUGUUUACCAGACACCGAUCAUUCCCAUCGAAGCCUGCUCUGCAAGUGGUGACUGGUCGACCAUCACAGCGGCUGAGAUUGUGGAGCACAGCCGCAUGCCUGUGUAUUUCCGACGUGCUGUUGAGCGAGUAGCUGAAAAGCUACAAGCCCCCGCCGUCUGGCUGGAAGCAGGAUCCGCUUCACCCAUCAUACCAAUGGUACGCCGAGUGCUAGAGAGCUCUUCGGUUGCGAACACAUACCACAAAAUUGAUUUGGGUGGUUCAAGCGGAGCCCAAAAUUUGGCAAACGUCACUAGCGCCCUCUGGGCACAGGGUGUACACGUUCAGUUCUGGCCUUUCGAUCGGGCCCAGCAUGCAAGCUUCAAAUGGAUGAACCUUCCACCAUAUCAGUUUGCCCAAAACAGCCACUGGGUUGACUUUGACCCUGCAGCGUUUUCAUCUGCUGGACCUUCGUCUGGAAAGCAGUCCGCAGGACAAGAAGCAGGCCUUCUGUGUCAAUUGAGCGAGAGCCCAGAUGAGCGUCUCUAUCAUGUUAACAUUCAAGAUGCCCUCUACAGAGCAUGCACCCAGGGUCACGCAGUUCUGAAUCAGACAUUGUGUCCCGCCUCCAUGUACAUGGAGAUGGUUUUGCGGGCAGCAGCCUCCAUUUUCCCCACGGGCAACGCCUCUGAGCCAGCCAUGUCACAUAUCGAGGAUCUCACCAUCUCCUCGCCCUUGGUAUUGGACCCACAAGGAAAGGUGUUCCUGAGACUCACCCGCGAUGGAGCGGGUCCUACUCGACCAUGGCUCUUUUCGAUCUUCAGCAGUGAGUCAAAUGAUCAUACAUUGGUCCACGCUGAAGGUACCGUGUGUCUUCACCAGGAGCGGUCCAGGGCUCUGGCGCGCUUCCAGUCCAUGGAUCGACUGCUGGACUCGGCACGAAGCAAAACCAUUGAAGCGGACCCUGCUUCAAACGGGUUGAAGGGCUCUACUGUCUAUGCUGCUCUUGAAUCAGUAACAAACUAUGGAGACUACUUCCGUGGCGUGAAGCAGGUAUUUGCAAACGGUCGGGAAGCCAGUGGACUGGUGUCCAUGAUGCCAUCAACCACCGAGACCAACUGCAACCCCAUUCUGCUAGACAACUUCCUCCAAGUUGCUGGAAUUCACGUCAACUGCCUUUCUGAUCGCCAGUCAAGCGAGGUCUUUGUCUGCAACGCUAUUGGGGAAACAUUUGUUAUCAACUCCUUGCUCAAGCAAGAGAAUGGUGCUUCCCCCUCGACAUGGAAGGUGUACACCAGCUACGUCCGGCCGUCUAAGACUGAGAUCGCGUGCGACAUCUAUGUGAUGGACUGCCAAACAGAUACACUCUCUGCGGCAAUGAUGGGUGUUCGAUUUACGAGCGUCUCAAUCCGCUCUCUCACUCGCGCGCUGGCCAAGCUGAAUAACAAUGUUCUAGAGACCGCUGAAGCUCAAUCAGUUGUCGAGGCCGCGAUUCCGGCUGAGCAAUCAGUUGUUACAGCCACCCCUAGUGCACCGGCUGCCGAUGGACAUGCGGCUAACGAUCUUGCCACUGUCCAGGAAAUGCUCUGUGAGCUCUUUGGAGUCAGUGUCGCAGAGGUCUCUCCUUCAGUGUCGCUGGUAGACAUUGGAGUGGACUCUCUCAUGAGCACUGAAGUUCUUUCUGAAAUCAAGAAGAGGUUCCAAGUCGAUAUGUCGUAUACCACUUUGGUGGACAUCCCCAACAUUCAAGGUCUGGUGGAACAUAUCUUCCCCGGGCAUUCUCACGCUGCCCCCUCACGGCCUGUUGUUGAAAAAGCGCCAGUACAGUCGGUGGCACCACAAGCUGUAUCCCAUGUACCGACACCGGCUAGCAAUGGACCACCACUAGUCUCAGUGGCCCGCCAGUGUUUUGACACAACGCACGCAGCAGUAUCUCACACCUCCGAUGCUCACUGGGCUGGCUUCUUCCACACCACUUACCCAAAGCAAAUGUCACUUCUCACUGCUUACAUUCUCGAGGCAUUCCGAGCCUUGGGCUCUUCGCUGGAGGCGAGUGAGCCAAACGAAGUGCUCACCCCAAUCGCAGUGCUUCCCCGUCACGAGCAGCUGAGAAAGCAUCUUUACAAAAUCUUGGAUUCUGUCGGCUUGGUCCGCCAGAUGUCCACUGGGGAGCUUGUGCGCACGACAACACCCAUCCCGUUGUCGCGGUCGCAUGACCUGCACACGCAGAUAAGGGCGGAAUAUCCUCCGUAUGCCCUGGAGCAUGAUCUUCUUCAAAUCACAGCCCCUCGGCUCGCUGACUGUCUCACCGGAAAAGCGGACGGAGUAUCUCUGAUUUUCCAGGAUGCGAACACUCGGCGCUUGGUAGGCGAUGUGUACGCACAAUCUCCAGUUUUCAAAUCGGGUAACCUUUAUCUUGCGCGUUACCUUUUGGAUGUUGUUCAAUCAUUUGGAAGCAGCCGGACUAUCAAGAUUCUUGAGAUUGGUGCCGGCACAGGAGGUACCACCAAGAAUCUCCUCGAGAAAUUGUCCACAAUUCCUGGACUGUCGACGCGUCUGGAGUACACAUUCACAGACAUCUCGCCAUCACUUGUUGCAGCUGGACGGAAGACCUUCUCUAACUACAACUUCAUGCGAUAUGAAACUCUGAAUGUUGAAAAUGACCCCCCCUCAGCUUUGAGUGGUCAAUACGAUAUCGUGCUUUCGACAAAUUGUGUCCAUGCUACCCGCAACCUCCAGGAAUCUUGCACGAACAUUCGCAAGCUUCUGAGACCUGACGGAAUUUUGUGUCUUGUCGAGCUGACUCGUGACAUCUUCUGGUUGGAUCUUGUCUUUGGUCUCCUGGAAGGCUGGUGGCGAUUCGAAGACGGACGUGAACACGCGCUGGCUACUGAGAUGAUGUGGGAUCAGACUCUUCGUCAAUCUGGAUUUGAGUGGGUUGACUGGACAAACAAUGAGACCGUAGAGUCAAAUGCUCUGCGUGUCAUUGUCGCUUCGCCGACUGGAAACUCAUCCGCCGCGACAAUGUCUCCAUCGAAACCCAUAAAGAUGGAAACUGUGGUUUGGGGUGAGCGAGACAAUUUGCAGCUCCGUGCAGACAUCUACUAUCCCGAGACCGUGGACACUACUCGGAAGCAGCGACCGAUUGCCCUGAUGAUCCACGGAGGUGGCCACGUCAUGCUAUCUCGCAAGGACAUCCGUCCAGCCCAGACUCAGACCCUUCUGGAUGCCGGUUUCCUGCCUGUUAGCAUCGACUACCGCUUGUGCCCAGAAGUUUCACUAGCAGAAGGCCCAAUGGCCGAUGCCCGCGACGCUCUGUCCUGGGUUCGCCGCGUCCUCCCGAACAUUCCCUUGCUGCGCGCAGAUAUUCGACCCGACGGGAACCAGGUUGUUGCUAUCGGAUGGUCUACUGGUGGUCAUCUCGCCAUGACGCUACCUUUCACGGCCCCAGCUGCUGGUAUUCCAGCUCCAGACGCUGUCUUGGCAUUCUACUGCCCGACCAAUUACGAGGAUCCAUUCUGGUCGAACCCAAACUUCCCCUUCGGACAGACAGUCGCAUCAAACGAGAUGGAGUACGAUGUUUGGGAAGGAUUGCAGAGCAUGCCGAUAGCCGGCUACAACCCUGCACUCAAGGAACGCCCUCUCGGAGGCUGGAUGUCAACGAGAGAUCCGCGCAGUCGGAUCGCACUGCACAUGAACUGGACUGGACAAACCUUGCCUGUUCUGUUAAAGGCAUGCACAAUCAAGGGUAACACCGAGAAAUGCAGCCCCGAUGACCUAUCUCGUCCGACAGAGGAGGACAUUCAGGCAGUCAGUCCCAAUUAUCAGAUCCGCGUCGGUCGCUACAACACGCCGACAUUUUUGAUUCAUGGAACAAGUGAUGACCUUGUUCCUUGUGCUCAGACGGAGUCCACGCAUGGUGCAUUGACGGCCAGCGGAGUCGAGGCGGAGCUUAGAGUGGUGCAGGAAGCUGCACACCUUUUCGACCUUUACCCAGCCUCACACGCUGGCCAGGAAGCAAAGGCCGCAGUGGCAGAAGGAUAUGAGUUCUUGAGAACACAUGUCCAGCUUUAG